Protopterus annectens (West African lungfish) is the source of this 3483-nucleotide messenger RNA. It is a transcript of the gene KIF3A, whose product is annotated as kinesin family member 3A. Gene Ontology annotation, molecular function: microtubule motor activity; microtubule binding; ATP binding. The coding region runs from base 134 to 2242 and encodes 702 amino acids. The record is from RefSeq and is a predicted model, not a curated record. Lineage: Eukaryota; Metazoa; Chordata; Ceratodontiformes; Protopteridae. Gene Ontology annotation, biological process: microtubule-based movement. The transcript is spliced from 17 exons.
CAAUGGAGCCAGUUGUGACGUCAAUGACGUCCCUUCAGCCAUGGGAACCUAGCCACAACCAUCAACAUCAUUGAAAGGGUUGAAUACGAAGUAGCGGCUGUUUGUAUUCACCGGCGGGUGUUAUACCAGAUAAAUGAAAAUGCCGAGCAACAGACUGGAGAAAUCCGAAAAGCCAGAAUCCAAUGAUAAUGUGAAAGUGGUUGUGCGAUGUCGGCCAAUUAAUGAGAGGGAAAAGGCUAUGGGCCAUAAAGUGGCAGUUAGCGUGGAUGAAAUCAGAGGGACGAUUACAGUACACAAAGUUGAUUCUCCCAAUGAGCUUCCAAAAACCUUCACAUUUGAUACAGUGUUUGGGUCAGACAGCAAACAGCUUGAUGUGUAUAAUCUCACUGCAAGACCAAUUAUUGAGUCAGUCCUGGAAGGAUACAAUGGCACCAUUUUUGCAUAUGGCCAAACUGGAACAGGGAAAACUUUCACUAUGGAAGGCAUACGAACAGUUCCUGAACUCCGAGGGAUUAUUCCUAAUUCAUUCGCCCAUAUAUUUGGACACAUUGCAAAGGCUGAAGGGGAUACCAGGUUUUUGGUACGGGUUUCUUAUUUAGAAAUAUAUAACGAAGAGGUUCGUGACCUCCUUGGGAAAGACCAGGCACAGAGGUUAGAGGUGAAAGAAAGACCUGAUGUGGGAGUAUAUAUCAAAGAUUUAUCGGCUUAUGUUGUGAAUAAUGCAGAUGAUAUGGACAGAAUUAUGACACUUGGACAUAAAAACCGUUCUGUUGGUGCUACAAAUAUGAACGAACAUAGUUCUCGAUCUCAUGCAAUUUUUACCAUCACCAUUGAGUGCAGUGAAAAAGGAGUUGAUGGAAAUAUGCAUGUCCGUAUGGGGAAGCUGCAUUUGGUUGAUCUUGCAGGCUCUGAAAGACAGGGAAAAACUGGAGCCACGGGGCAGCGACUGAAGGAAGCUACAAAAAUUAACCUUUCAUUGUCAACGCUUGGUAAUGUCAUCUCGGCCUUGGUGGAUGGAAAGAGCACACAUGUUCCAUACCGUAAUUCCAAGCUGACCCGUCUUCUUCAGGAUUCACUUGGAGGCAACUCAAAAACCAUGAUGUGUGCAAACAUUGGCCCUGCAGACUACAACUAUGAUGAGACUAUUAGUACUUUAAGAUAUGCUAACAGAGCAAAAAAUAUUAAGAACAAGGCAAGAAUUAAUGAAGAUCCCAAGGAUGCUUUGCUACGACAGUUUCAGAAAGAAAUUGAGGAUCUCAGAAGGAAACUUGAAGAAGGAGAAGAGAUAUCUGGCUCUGAUACAAGUGGCUCUGAGGAUGAUGAAGAAUGUGAAGACAAUGAUGGAGAAAAAAGAAAGAAACGCAGAGGCAAGAGGAAAGUUUCUCCAGAUAAAAUGGCUGAAAUGCAAGCAAAAAUAGAUGAGGAAAGACGAGCACUUGAAGCAAAACUUGACAUGGAAGAAGAAGAGAGAAAUAAAGCUAGGGCAGAACUGGAGAAGAGGGAGAAGGACCUACUGAAGGCUCAGCAAGAGCAUCAUCAGCUGCUGGACAAAUUGACAGCCCUGGAAAAGAAGGUUAUUGUUGGUGGUGUGGACCUGUUAGCCAAAGCAGAGGAACAAGAAAAACUCUUGGAAGAAUCCAACAUGGAGUUGGAAGAGCGCAGAAGGCGAGCAGAGCAGCUGCGUAAGGAGCUUGAUGAGAAAGAGCAAGAGCGACUUGACAUUGAGGAGAAGUAUACAAGUUUGCAAGAGGAAGCUCAAGGUAAAACCAAGAAACUCAAGAAAGUUUGGACAAUGCUUAUGGCUGCUAAGUCAGAGAUGGCAGAUUUGCAGCAGGAACAUCAAAGAGAAAUUGAAGGUCUGCUAGAAAAUAUUAGACAGCUAAGCCGAGAACUCCGUCUACAGAUGCUUAUUAUUGACAACUUCAUUCCUCAAGAGUAUCAGGAAAUGAUUGAAAAUUAUGUUAAUUGGAACGAAGACAUUGGAGAGUGGCAGCUGAAAUGUGUAGCAUACACUGGUAAUAACAUGAGAAAACAGACUCCUGUACCUGACAAAAAAGAAAAAGAUCCAUUUGAAGUGGACCUCUCUCAUGUUUAUUUAGCCUAUACAGAAGAAAGCCUGAGACAAUCCCUAAUGAAGUUAGAACGACCAAGAACUUCUAAAAGUGGAAAGUCCAGACCUAAAAGUGGUAGAAGGAAACGCUCAUCUAGACCUGAAACUGUAAUCGACUCGCUACUUCAGUGAAACUUGAAGUUUGCAAAGCUACUUUUAUUCUGCAGAAUGCGGUGUUUGGAUUGACUUUGCAAGAGUAGUGUGUUUUUGUGAUGACAUAAAGACACUUUAGAUAAAACUGCAAACUAAAAACUAUUGUGCUGCUCUGCAUUACAAGAACAUGCCUUACUUGGAAUGCUGCAUAUUAUCAGUUUUAUCAAAGGUCAAAAGAUGCAGACUGGCAAAACAAGAAAAGGCCACAUCGUUUUUCAGAGGGUUUUUUUUUUUUUUUAUUAUCUGUAACUCACUUUGUCUUGUUAUAAGUUAUACUACCAUUUGUCACAAUAUAUUGUCAGUGUAUAGCUGACAAAUGAUUUAAUGUGCUAAAUGUUAUUAUGCUGAACUUUCCUGCUUGAAAAGCCAGACAUCUCAUGAAAAUGACUGACUUUUCUGUCAGCCGAUGACUGAUUAUUUUGAUGCACUGAAACAUAACUGAAAGUGUUAACAGUCAGAUUAGUGAAAGGGCCUCCUGAACACUAAGUAGUUAAUUUACUUUAUAAAUACAUUAAUCAUAUUUUUUGAUAUUUGUUAUUAGUAUUUAUUUUGUAGCUUAGAGAACAGACUAUUUAGUGUUUCCUAUUUCAUUAACAAGAAACGUGUACAGCAUAGUUCUGAGACCAACCUUCUCUUUCUUCAGAAACAUUCAGUUGGAUUAGAUACAAACAGUAGUGCAGGCCACAGCUAAAGUAGGUUUAUUUAAAUUAAACAUAAUUUUGAAGUCAGUUUUCUCAUUUCUGCACUUCAAAGUGUUGCUAAAUUUGUAUAGUUGCAACUAAAUAUAUAAUAAUUUGUACUGCGUGGAUGGACUACAUACUCUGAGUUCACUGUUUAGAACUCGUGCGCAUAUAUUUUAUAUAGUUGGGAUCAAGAAUUGCCUAACUUUCAGACUGAGUUAGAUCAGUUAUGUAUAUUCUGAUAUGGGCUCAGAUAGCUUCCCAGUAGAACAUUGGAGGUGCAGCACACAACUUAACAAGCGAGUCUGUCUUGUUAGUGGAAACCUCAUUAUCUAGGAGAUGCUGCCAUUUCUUUUUUACCUGUGCAAUGACUGUAUUUAGGAACAUGUACUCUUGUGUUUUGAGUGAAAUAGUUUCAGCCAUGCAACUUCAUAUCGUAUUCCAUACUUUGUGAAAGAAUGAAAACUGUGAAUACUCCUGUUGCCUGCAUUCAUAAAAUGGCAUUGUCACAAUCUCUCCCCAUUAAAACAUUUAAUUGCA